AAAGCGGCUGUGCACUCAGCUGAAAUGUCAUGCAUUAUGUAUUGAGCAGCAACCCGGGGCCUGCACGGAAGAGUUUUCAUAUCAGAGUUUGACCUACUUGGUGCAUGAUGUCGACCUGCAGCAAAAUAUAUUUACAUGCAGAGAGAGAUCAUUUACCUGCAAGACAGACCUGAUGACCUGUCAAAACAUCCUCAUAGACUCUAACCUUCUACCCUGGUGAGAGGCAAACACAGACGAGACAGCCUCUGUAAUAAACUGAGUUGUGGAAACCCAGCAUGUAAGGGACAGAUUUGCAUGUAUUUUUAUAAACUGCAGCGCCUCAGUGAAUAAACACGAUCACCUGUUGGAGGCAGUUCAGAGAGGUACAGUAGCUUCUCCUUCCAACAGACUGUAAUAGUCUGACAGGGGUUUAUUGUCUGUUAAUAGGUUUAACAUGUUGCCUUUGGGUAUUUCUAUCCUGUCUCUAAAUAGAACUGAUAGGAUUAGACCUCUUGUGUAAAGAAGCUACCUUCUGGCUGGGACAUCAACUUACUCUGCCCAUAAAUUGGGCUUCUUUCCAUGAACUGAUCUUGUGUUAUUUUUAGAUAGUGAAGUACUUGUUAUUAGAAGGUUUAGAAGUAGAGGGACCGUGGUUACUUUUAAGCACCUCGGGAAGUGUCACGACGGUUAACUGAGCUCUGAAUCUGAGCCUGCACAUCGCGGAAAACUAGAUCAGGUGGUUGAGUUGUCAAUUGUUGCAGCGCGUUUGCGGCAAGCUGGUUGGACACAACAAAGCUGUCCUCUUCCUCGGGGUCGACGUCUGUUCGCUCAUUAAUGCUGACUUUAAACUGACUCACAUCAAACCUCAGGGAAAGCACAGCUAUGGGAGUACCAAACUCAAGGGAAUACAACUACUAUCAUGCUCCAAACACACCCUUUAGGAUUUUGAAAAGACGUAAUGAGCCUCUCAAGAAGGAGCGCCCAAAGUGGAAGAGUGAAUACCCAAUGACGGAUGGCCAGCUGAGGAGUAAGAGGGAUGAGUUUUGGGAUACGGCUCCGGCCUUUGAUGGACGGAAAGAGAUCUGGGACGCACUCAGAGCAGCAGCCCUGGCUGCGGAGUGCAAUGACCUGGAGCUAGCACAGGCUAUAGUGGAUGGAGCCUGCAUUACUCUGCCACACGGCUCUCUCACGGAGAGUUAUGAUGAACUGGGCAACCGCUACCAGCUCCCGGCCUACACUUUAGCCCCACCUGUCAACCUAAUCAGCGAAACGUGCAGUGAGAGCAAAGUCUCUGAUUCCACACAAAAACAAGCUCAACCCCCUCCGUGCAGACAAGAGUUCCAGCUGCGGGUGCGACUGUCAACAGGAAAGGAUGUGCGUCUGACAGCCAGCAUGGCGGACUCCAUUGCUGAGCUAAAGAAACAAUUGAAAGAACAGGAAGAUAUUGAGGUGACCUGCCAGAGGUGGUUCUUUUCCGGGAAGCUCCUGACUGACAAGACUCGUCUGCAAGACGCCAAGAUCCAGAAGGACUUUGUCGUCCAAGUGAUUGUCAAUAUAAACCCUCCAGUCAUAGCUAAUUGAGGAGUGAGACAGAGGGCUAUGGAUUGAAGAAAAUAUAAAGGACGUGCCAGAAAGGGGGGCAGGAAUAUGUGUAGGGCUUGAAAUCCUUUUCCAGUGGGUACUGCAGUGGAAUUUUGUGUACAUUUUUAUAUACGAAAUUAUUGCUUUUAUAUUGCUCCUUUUUGUAUUUUUUUCCUUUUUCCAAAUGAAGUAAGACUAUUGAAAAGCACUGAAACACUUUAGAUCAAAAGUAGAGUCCUAAGAUGCACAUCCCAAUAUCUGUCUGUCUGUCUGUCUGUCUGUUUGUGUGGACAUUAACUCACUGCUCUAUUGUUUACACUCGUCGUGUGUUUGUAUAUACUUGUGCUUAUUGAUGAACUGAAUACGUGAAUACUGAAUCGGUUCACCUGGGGAUCCGGAUAAGGAAAUCCAUUCUAUUUAAUUUUUUUAAAGAUUUCUGUCAUGCGAUUUGAGAAGUAGGGUAAGGAUGGCAGAAAACUGUAGAGAAAAAGAAAAAAAAUUAAAUAUCAGUUUCCAUUUGUGUUGUCUGGUCAUGUAACUAUGUGCACACUACAUUUUCAUUUCAUAACUGUAUAUUGAUAAUAAAGACUGGGAACGUAAGGAUGGCACCUUGAUAAGGUAGUAAGAGAGGAUCAGAUUUGUUUUUUUAUUUCACCACUCCAAACAAGAUACUGUAGUGUUAUGUACAAUAUGAUGCUCACUGUACUUGAAUAAACAAUCAAUAAAUAUUGUAAAUUUAAAGAUA
Dicentrarchus labrax (European seabass) is the source of this 2305-nucleotide messenger RNA. RefSeq names its product ubiquitin domain containing 1a (gene ubtd1a). Bases 862 to 1560 code for a protein of 232 amino acids. The record is from RefSeq and is a predicted model, not a curated record. Gene Ontology annotation, molecular function: protein binding. The transcript has 4 exons. Lineage: Eukaryota; Metazoa; Chordata; Actinopteri; Moronidae.